AUGUCCCUAUCAUCGAGCACCUCUGCGCAAUUUGCCCCUAUCCGGAGGUCACCACUGCCUUCAACGCAUUCGCUUGCUACAUUAACCAACAAUAAUCAUCUCAACAACAAUUCGCUGGUCAGUCCUUCGCUUGAGCCUGUCAUAGAAACCACACCGCUCACAAACGGAGGACCGAAGCUUAAAAAGGCCACUGUACCCGUACCAGAUCCGCGUCGACCGAUAUUCAGAGAGCAGCCUGUACCUCGCGUGCUACCUGCCAAUAACGAAUACAUCGUAAGUCUUUGCAGUUUCUUGUGA
This is a messenger RNA of Cylicostephanus goldi, 297 nucleotides long. The record is from the annotation of a GenBank genome assembly. Lineage: Eukaryota; Metazoa; Nematoda; Chromadorea; Rhabditida; Strongylidae.